AUGGCGGCGUUGGUGGCGCCUCGCCUGGCCCUGUUUGGCACCUUUUCAACAAGGCCCAUUUCAGUGUUCGCUCUUCAUCAGAAGAAUCUUCACAGCAGCGUUAAGAGUGAAAAUACCACGAGUGUGGUUCCAGUGCGAGAGAAGAGCACAGCAGUGGCUGCAGCCAAACCAGCAGCUGUAGCCAGCAGCAAGGGGGAGUAUGUCAUCACCAAACUGGAUGACCUGGUCAACUGGGCACGAAGGAGCUCCCUGUGGCCGAUGACCUUCGGCCUGGCGUGUUGUGCCGUGGAGAUGAUGCACAUGGCGGCGCCCCGUUAUGACAUGGACCGCUUCGGCGUCGUGUUCAGAGCGAGUCCCCGACAGGCCGAUGUCAUGAUUGUGGCAGGAACGUUGACCAAUAAGAUGGCGCCGGCCCUGCGGAAGGUGUACGACCAGAUGCCCGAGCCCAGAUACGUCAUUUCCAUGGGGAGCUGUGCCAACGGAGGAGGCUACUACCACUACUCCUACGCCGUCGUCAGAGGCUGCGACAGAAUUGUACCAGUGGACAUUUACGUUCCAGGUUGUCCUCCCACUGCAGAGGCUCUUCUUUACGGGACUUUACAGCUGCAGAAGAAAAUUAAGCGUGAGAAAAGGUUGAAGAUCUGGUAUCGGAAGUGAAUGUGUAAAAUGUAUGUUUCGCUGCUGUGUAAAUGUUGUAUUUCUGGUUUCAUUUGGGGCUCAGCUCCUCAUCGAUGUAGAACAGCAACAAUGAGAAUUAAUAAAGUUUCUGCUGUCGUUU
Messenger RNA from Sphaeramia orbicularis (orbiculate cardinalfish), 778 nucleotides. It is a transcript of the gene ndufs7, whose product is annotated as NADH:ubiquinone oxidoreductase core subunit S7. The transcript has 8 exons. Gene Ontology annotation, molecular function: quinone binding; 4 iron, 4 sulfur cluster binding; NADH dehydrogenase (ubiquinone) activity. Lineage: Eukaryota; Metazoa; Chordata; Actinopteri; Kurtiformes; Apogonidae. Bases 1 to 657 code for a protein of 218 amino acids. Gene Ontology annotation, cellular component: respiratory chain complex I. The record is from RefSeq and is a predicted model, not a curated record. Gene Ontology annotation, biological process: electron transport coupled proton transport; aerobic respiration; mitochondrial respiratory chain complex I assembly.